CAAAUGCCCUUAAGAGCUUUAGGAGGAGGCAGAAGAACAUGAUUUUUUUCACAGAUUACUUGCCUCAUGCACUACUGUCAGGAUAUUGUGACAGUUUUAUAAAAAUAAUUUUAGCAUAUUUGCUCAAAUUUACCGACUGCAGCCUUAAUCAUUCGGCAAUUCUGAAAAUCAAUUUCCAUCCUUAAAUCGAGACUAUGAAGCUUUUGUAAAAAGAAAUAACACAUUCCUCCUCUUAGAAAAGUUGAAUUCAUAAACUAUAAAGUUCACUCUUUCUCUAUUUCAUACUCUCAGGAGUUUUGUGGCUGCAGCCUUAGUUGGUCUGUUAUGACCAGUAGCUUAUGGUCUGUAAUGUUAGCUAACUUUAGAUAUUGUUGCUGCUCAGCCACUCCUCUCUACUUGUGCUACUGUCAUGCAACUGACAAACCAUUUAAAUUACUUUAAAAGUAAAACAGUCUACUGACUCAAGAAAAUGCUGGAAAAUGCAUCCAUGCCAACAAAAGCUAGCCACAAUGCACCUCAUACUGUAUGUCACCCUGCAGCAUUAUAAUAGUUCAUGUUUUCUAUGGAGCAGCUGCAGUAAUUUACAUCACACUAACUAACUAGACUACAAGCUGACCCAGUAUAGCUCACACCUCAGUGAAUUUGGAUAUGUGCAGUUAAUAGGAUUUAAUAACAAUCCUUUCCUGACAACUUUAGUUUAACAGACAGAAAAUGGUGAGACAGAGAGAAUAAAGUGAGAGUGAAAACAGAGAAGUGUGGGGUUGGUUGCACCGCUCAAUAGAUUAAUCAUGCAUGGCUAGUUUUAUUUGGCCAACAGCUCGUUUACAGGGGGAGAGACGGCUGCCUGUCUCUGUUUCCUCUCAGCUAUGGGUUCUUCUGGAAGAUGGAUGCUCUGGAUCCUGUGUGUGUGUUUCACUGCUCUGGAGAAUGGUGAGUGGGACUGUGUAGCUACUGUCUUAAGCUUUGACACAAAUUCAGGAAGACAAGAUGAGAAAUAUUGGUCAUUUUGCGCACAAUGAUGUAGCUUCAAGUGUUUGAGGGAUCUGCAAAGUUACAAGAAGUGCUUGUCUGCGAUUCUUCACAUGGAUUUUGGUUUAAAAAAAAAAAAGAAUGUGUUAAUUGAAAUAAGAUUAUGGUGUUGACAUCAAUAUUUGGACAUAUGUUUGACUGUGAGGUUGCAUAUUUUUUUGACACACAUACUAAAAGUGCCUGUUCAAAAAAAGAAAAGAUUAUCGAUUUAAAUACUUUUUCAUACUAGCAAGGUUGUAUACAUAACAGGCUUUAAUUCUAUAUAAAACUUCAUCAAACUUACUAGAUAAAGAUUACAUUUGCAAAUAUUGCACUUAUAUCAAAGAAAGCCUGUGUUUUGAUUUUAUUUUAUUAUUAUUGUGUCACGCAUAAAUAAUAUGCGCAGCCGAAACGGGCUUACAAGACACCAUUAUUUAGAAGAUAAAGAAAAGACAAAGGCAGAAACCAGAGUAGCAGCAUACAUUGCAAAUAAACAAAUAAACCAUCCUGAUGUUUUUUCCAAGCUCAAGAAACAAAAGUAACCAACUCAUAGGCAUUAAAAUUAAAUAGCCAUUCCAUUUUGUCAUCAUCCGAGCAGCAAAACAUUUCUUGAUUUUGAACAGACAUUUCAUUUAAAAUAGAAGUUCUUAACUCAUCAUAGCCUAUAUUUGUCAUAUUGAGUGCCUUGAUUUUGAAGACUCUAUACAGACUGGUUGUUUUAGAAACUGGUGAACUACAUGGUGACAAUGUUGUGAAUUGACGGUAUGUUCAUCCCCGUGAAGUGGGCUGUUGUUCCACUCAGUCUGUGAUCGGUUUGGCUCACUCUCAAAGCUGUCAAGUGUAAUUAACAAACUAAUAUGCAUGCUGAAUUCCCACACACACACACAAAAGGCCUGGGGAUGACAUAGAGGAGGAGGAGGGAGGGGGUGGUUCAUUAUUUCAGUAAUGAAGGAGGAGAGGGAGGAGCGGUGCAGUCUGCACGUCAACAGGGAAACUAGGGGAGUUAAAAGCAGAAUAAAAUGUGCAGGAAUUUAAUAAAUUAAUGAAAUGUGUCUGGUAUUAUGUGACAGAUAUGACGUGUCUCAUUUUUGUUUGUCUUUUCCCAACAUGGUGAUUGAUCACACAGUUGCACUCAGGGUAACCAUGAGGGAGUCCAGUCUCAAUGUGAUUCAAGGGGAUGUUGUCGUCCUGCCCUGCUCCUUCUUCACCUCCAGCCCUCUCUCCAGACUCAACGUUAUCUGGACUCUGGCUCCCUUCUCCAGUCCUGAAACCCCAAUACAGGUGAUUGUGUACGACCAUGGACAGGUGAUUGAAGACCCCUCACUCAUUGGCAGGGUGGGUUUUACAGGUAUUCCCUGGAGUGCAGAUAUAGUCCUGAAUGACACACGUGUAUCAGAUGCUGGUACUUACCGCUGUAUGGUCAAUAACCCACCAGAGACGGCAGAUCCCGGCAUAGGAGAGCUGGAGCUCAGUGUUCUGGCGGCACCUUCGCUGCCCAUGUGCCAGUGGGACGGAGAUAUUGAUAUGGGAGGAAGUGUCACACUGUCCUGCUCGGUCGUGGAGGGCGUCCCCACUCCAGAGAUCCGCUGGGAUAAACUGAAUCCAGAGGAAGUCGCCCUUCCAAUCAACAUGGAGGGAGAUCUGUCAGGCGCCAUCCAAAUUGUUAAUGUGUCAUCUCAGACGUCCGGCCUGUAUCGCUGCUCUGCCACUAACCUCCUGGGAACAGAGAACUGCUACGUCAACCUGUCCAUCUACACCACCCCAGACAGUUCCUCAGGCAUACUGCAGGGUGUGCUGCUCACCUUGUCCAUGAGCUUGGUGUUGCUGGCGCUGCUGGCCCUCGUGCUGUGGCUCCAUCACACUGGACAGGACGGGAGGUGGAGGGAGGGGAAAGAAGAGGAGGAGGACGAGUGUUACAAUGAGAUACGGUAUACUCCGUCUCUGAUGAAGCGCUCGUUUGUUUGAUUUCUCAACAUCCACAGGAAUUAAAACAGAGAAAAAGAAAUGCUCCAAACAAAAGACUUCCAAGACUCUUUGUUUCAUCCAGAUAAUGAAUUUCUUACAGCCUAGCCAGUACUACUGUACCUACUGUUUUAAAUAAAUGCCCAAAUGUCCAA
Messenger RNA from Sebastes umbrosus (honeycomb rockfish), 3125 nucleotides. RefSeq lists its product as uncharacterized. NCBI's taxonomy places the organism in Eukaryota, Metazoa, Chordata, Actinopteri, Perciformes, Sebastidae. Gene Ontology annotation, cellular component: cell-cell junction. Gene Ontology annotation, molecular function: ionotropic glutamate receptor binding. The transcript has 6 exons. Gene Ontology annotation, biological process: homophilic cell-cell adhesion. The coding region runs from base 2056 to 2973 and encodes 305 amino acids. The record is from RefSeq and is a predicted model, not a curated record.